AGGAGUGCGUGGAUGAAAUGGUGUGCGUAUAGGGAAGGCAGAGGAUGGGUUUUUGGGGAUGAUUGUUAUAUAAAAAGGACUUGAGCUCACUGAAUCGAUCUUUUAACGUGCCCGAAACCCGGGGAGGCUGGUUUAAAAUUUGGAUGCUGUGUGAAACUUUGCGGCUGACUGACCCUCUAGAGUUCAGGUGAACAGAGACAGCGGUGAGGAUGGGACGUGGAGGCCAGCAGACGGGGCCAGGAGAGCCUACCAGCGGGAAAGCUAAAGGUGUUUACACCUGGGAGGAGGUGCAAAGCCACUGCAGCAGGAAUGAUCAAUGGCUGGUCAUUGAUCGAAAGGUUUACAACAUCACUCAGUGGGCCAAAAGGCAUCCAGGAGGGUUUCGAGUCAUCGGCCACUAUGCUGGAGAGGAUGCCACGGAGGCAUUCACUGCUUUCCAUCCUGAUCUUAAGUUUGUGCAAAAGUUUCUGAAGCCGCUGCUGAUCGGAGAGUUAGCGGCAACAGAGCCAAGCCAGGACCGGGACAAAAAUGCAGCCCUCGUGCAGGAUUUUGAAACUCUACGAGAUCAGGUGGAGAAAAAGGGUCUGUUUCGAGCUUGGCCUUUGUUUUUCUUCCUCCACCUCAGUCACAUCAUUCUGCUAGAAGCCCUUGCAUGGCUCAUUGUUUCAAUGUGGGGGACGGGCUGGAUCCUGACCUUACUUUGCUCAGUUUUGCUGGCAACUGCUCAGUCACAGGCUGGAUGGCUGCAGCAUGACUUUGGUCACCUGUCAGUCUUCAAAAAGUCCACCUGGAAUCACCUGGUCCACAAGUUUGUCAUUGGUCAUUUAAAGGGAGCUUCUGCCAACUGGUGGAAUCACAGACAUUUCCAGCAUCACGCUAAACCCAACAUCUUCACCAAGGACCCCGAUAUCAAAAUGCUGAACGUCUUUGUGCUUGGCCAGACUCAACCUGUGGAGUACGGGAUAAAGAAGAUCAAAAACAUGCCCUACAAUCACCAACACCAGUACUUCUUUCUCGUGGGACCACCGCUGCUCAUUCCAGUUUAUUUCUACAUGCAGAUAAUGAAGACCAUGAUAUCCCGGCGCGACUGGGUGGAUCUGGCGUGGUCCUUGUCGUACUACUUUCGUUUCUUCUCCUGUUACAUCCCGCUGUAUGGCGUGUUUGGCUCAUUGGCACUCAUGUUUUUUGUCAGGUUUUUGGAGAGUCACUGGUUUGUGUGGGUGACUCAGAUGAAUCACAUACCGAUGGACAUCGAUCAUGAAAAGCACAGGGACUGGCUGACCAUGCAGUUACAAUCCACCUGUAAUAUUGAGCAGUCCUUCUUCAAUGACUGGUUCAGUGGACACCUCAACUUUCAAAUCGAGCACCACUUGUUCCCUACCAUGCCGCGCCACAACUACCACCUGGUUGCCCAACAGGUCCGCGCACUCUGUGAAAAACAUGGGAUUCCUUACCGUGUGAAAACGUUGUGGCGAGGCUUUGCUGAUAUUGUCACGUCACUGAAAAGCUCGGGGGAUCUGUGGCUCGAUGCAUAUCUCCAUAAAUAACAGACGGCAUUUCCUUGACUGAUGUAGAGGAAGCGUUUUUCUCUUUUUCAUCAGAAAGCGAUUGUAUCCAUUUCAAGUUUAAAAUUCAGUCGAUAUUGCGGGGAGGAUCUUUCUCAUUGUUGGUGUUAUUGUUAAGUCUUACUUUGGUUUUCAGAUUUGCUGAUUUUUAUGGAUAACAGGGUUUUCCUAAGUUGCCUUAAGAAUAUCUUGAUCAGCAGCGGUGUGAUGUUAUAAACACAGUUGUGAAACUUGCCCCUGUGACUCAUUUAAAAUGAGUUUUCAUUUUUCUAUCUUGUGAUCAUAUUUGAAUGAUUAAACAGGAUAAUUUGUUUUCACUCAAACAACAAACUAUAUAUGAAAAUGUUUAUUAUCUCCUGUCUAACGUGUAACUUUGUGUAACUUUAAAUACAGCUCUUCUGUUCUGCUCUUUCAGGAUACAAUAAAGAAACCGUGUUGAAAGAAA
Molecule: messenger RNA, 2010 nt
Organism: Neolamprologus brichardi
Lineage: Eukaryota; Metazoa; Chordata; Actinopteri; Cichliformes; Cichlidae
Product: acyl-CoA Delta-4 desaturase-like
Biological process (GO): lipid metabolic process
Cellular component (GO): membrane
Molecular function (GO): oxidoreductase activity, acting on paired donors, with oxidation of a pair of donors resulting in the reduction of molecular oxygen to two molecules of water
Source: RefSeq, a predicted model, not a curated record